Molecule: messenger RNA, 2880 nt
Organism: Pyrgilauda ruficollis (rufous-necked snowfinch)
Lineage: Eukaryota; Metazoa; Chordata; Aves; Passeriformes; Passeridae
Product: T-lymphocyte surface antigen Ly-9-like
Exons: 8
Coding region: 132-1136 (334 amino acids)
Biological process (GO): T cell activation
Cellular component (GO): external side of plasma membrane
Source: RefSeq, a predicted model, not a curated record
UCACAAACCACAUCGGAAGCCCUGCCCUCCAUGCAGGCACUGAAAAGCCACGCAGGCGCUCUUCUCCUCCCUCUUCAUGGCUAGAAUUUUUGUGUGCUGGUGCCCCAAAUCCUCUCCGUUUCCGGACACCCAUGGACGUGUUUUGGAUCCCUCUUCUCGCCAUCCUCACGCUCCUCCACCCAACCACGAGCACCAGCGACCCAACGGAGGUGAUCGGGGUCCUGGGUGGGUCCGUGACCUUCCACACCCACAACACAGGCGGAAAGCCAGCACUCUGGUUUUUUGGGACUGAAGCCAUAAUGACUGUGGUAUUUGAAGACCCUCCUCGACGACCAGUAUUUCACAAAGAUGAAUUCAAAACCCGUUUUGCUGUCUCUGAGAACGGCCGAGCGCUCAGCAUCUCCCAGCUGCGGAUGGAGGAUGCCGGGACCUACUCUGUAACCAUUGAUGGAAAAAAAUCCACCUUCACCCUCCAGGUGUUCAGGGAGCUGGCAGAGCCCACGGUGACGUGCGAGGCCCAGAACUGCUCGGACGGGAGCUGCAGCUUCUCCCUGCGCUGCUCCGUGCCUGGCGCCGGCCUCGGGAACGUCUCCUACAGCUGGAGGGUGCGGGAUCGGCCGCAGGACGGGGGCUCCGUGGUGCUGUGGGUGAACGAAUCAUCCCGGGAGGAGCCGGAGCCGCUGACGUGCACGGCACGGAACCCCGUCAGCAGCAGGAAUGUCACUGUCACCACCCCUGGGGUGCUCUGCUCUGGAGCCCUCUCCAGCAGCCAGGUCGGGGUCAGGGGCGGGGUCGUCAUCGUAGUCGGGAUUUUAGUCGCGGCGUUUUUAUCACUUUGCCUCGUGUUCUUGGGGAAAUCCAAAGGCUGGAGGAAAUUCCAUCUCUCCAAUUCCAAGCCUGCGGACACAGCGGCCACUGACUACACGACCGUGUACGCCGAGGUGGGCCCUUCCCAGCAGCACCGAGCCAUAAAACAUUUAAAAAUCGUCUUGCCCCAGGGCGUCCCUAACGGAAUGAAAGCCAAACCCACGGACGGGGGAUCCGCCACAACCAUUUAUUCCCUGGUCAAGCGUCCGGAGCAGGCGGAUGAUGGCACGGCAGAAAAUGCCGCUGUGACCGGCCUGGAGCUGGUCUAGAAGGACCUAGAACCUGUCUAGAAGGACCUAGAACCGGUUUAAAGGAUAAUAAACUGGUUUAAAGGACCUGGUUUAAGAACAUGAAACUGGUUUAAAAUAUCUGGAAGUGAUUUAAAGGUCUGAAGCUAUUUUAAUGAGUCUGGACCUGGUUUACAAGAAACCAAAACUGAUUUAGAAGAAGCUGGAACUGGUUUAGAAGAAACCAGAACUGAUUUAGAAGAAGAUGGAACUGGUUUUAAAGGACCUGGAAACUGGUUUAGAAGCAUCUGAAACUGUUUUAGAAGGAUCUGGAACUGGUUUAAAGGCUCUCCACUCCCCAGCCAGAUGGAUGGACCCCACAAGGCGACUCUGGAAUAGCUCCAGCAUUCCCAAUCCUGCUCCAGACCUGGAUCUCACGGAUCUCCCCCUCCUGGAAUCUCCCUUCCCCCCCUCAUCUCUGCUGCCUCAGUUUCCCUCUCUUUGGGAUUUCAGGGAGGAUUUUUGGGAACUUUCUCCAUGUUUUUGGUGGCUCCGUGGGAUUCAGGCUCCUUUUCCCACCAUCUCCCACCAGAAUUCUGGACAAAACUCUGCCAAAGCUGCGGGGACUCCCAGACAGGCUGGAGGAGACUCUUAAAAGGGUUUUUCCACGGAAUCGCGGAAUUACUGGAGUUGGAAAAGACCUCCAGGACCACCAAUUCCAACCUGGGACCAAUCCUGGUCACCCAGACCAACAUCCAAUGCAUUCCUUGGACACAUCCAGGGAUGGGGGCUCCAAACCAGCCCCUUUUUGGGUGAAAACCACAUUUUUUAGAAGGAAUUAGCUCAGGGAACAUUUGGAAACUAUUUUUUUGCAAAUCAUUAUUUUUUUUUUUUGUAAAUUACUUAUUUGUAAAUUAUUUUCCCCCCCUCUUCUGCUGCAUUUUGAGCCUUGCAAAAACUUUGGUUUCUUGCAGGGCUGAAAACAACCAAAAAUAACGCCAGGAAGUUGAAACGGAACAACAAGAAGCGAUGUUGCCGUGUCAAAGCUCGUGUGGUUUCAGCACCUGUUCCCUUUCCCAACCUCAGAAAUUUCUAAAUCUUACAGCGCUCCCCUCCCCCAAAAACCCUCAGCCCCACCAAUCCCUGCAGGGCCAGGGUUCGGGAUUUGGGAUCCGGGAUUUGGGAUCCGGGAUUUGGGGUGGAUCUGAGGGAAAACGGGACACGGAGAGCGACUUGGGUGUGUUUGCAUGUGGGGUUUGGAUUCUGGGUGAGGGAUUUGGGCUGCUGGAGCUGGGAGGAUUCCCAGCAGGAAUCUGGGGACCCCAGCAGGAAUUUGGGAAUCCCAGCAGGAAUUUGAGAAUCCCAGCAGGAAUCCCAGAAGAAAUCUCAGCAGAAAUUUGGGGACCCCAGCAGGAAUUUGGGAAUCUCAGCAGGAAUUCAGGGAUCCCAGCAGGAAUCUGGGGAUCUCAGCAGCAAUCUCCAGGAGCAGAAUGAAUUCCUUUGGAACGUGCACCGUGCUGGGGGACAAGGACCCGAGCAGGGGGCAUGGGACAAAUUUCCCCCUUCCUCUGCUCCCCAAAUCCACCUGGAAAUGGCAGAAAUCGCCCCAAAACCAAGAACUGGCCUGGAUUUUCCAAUGCCUCCGGAAUUCUGGGAAUUCUCUUCCCUCCCGUGCCUCUUCCCGCUGCUCUUUGUCUGUGCCUUGGUGAAUUAUUCACGGGUGGCACCGUGAGCUGCCUUUGAAGUCUCUGCAAUAAGAAUUCCAGACACAUCCAGCACCGUUCCU